Messenger RNA from Histoplasma mississippiense, 312 nucleotides. RefSeq lists its product with no specific name. NCBI's taxonomy places the organism in Eukaryota, Fungi, Ascomycota, Eurotiomycetes, Onygenales, Ajellomycetaceae. Bases 1 to 312 code for a protein of 103 amino acids. The record is from RefSeq and is a predicted model, not a curated record. The transcript has 3 exons.
AUGCCCCAAAAUAGAAUUUCGCCACCGCAGGGCACCAGCAGCGCCAAACAUCGAAACCAGGCAGAACAGAACACGGGGAGAGGACGACGACGAGGACGAAGAAGAAGUAGCCUAUCCAUCUCACAUUUAGAUUUCAUGGGAUGGGUAGUUGAAGCUGCCACAAGUAUGACCUCCCGUCUGGUCCUGGCCAUCGGCGACCUCUUCGUCCCUGACCGCACUCCGGAUAUUCCAGCAAAGGUUCGCACCAAACAAUUUCCCCGCGAUUUCUCCCUGUGUCCCUUCCCUUGCCCCGCCAUAGAAAACAAACACUAA